AUGAGGGUUGCAGAGAAAGGGCCGGGGAUGGCCACUCUUACAUUCACAAGCGUCAUAGUUUGUGCUGUUUUACUGGGACAGGGAUCCCCUGAGAAGACAGGCGGUGGUAAAGAGGACCAGAGGGACGCCAUUCUUAAGGACAUCAUUUCAAAAUGGAGCACAGGAAGUGGCUGGAAUCCUCAGAAAGCUGCUCCAGACACAAACAAGGACCAGUCAGUGCACCCCUGGGUGAAGAAUAUCAUGGGGAGCCUGAAAACACUUGGUCUGCUUCCCAGCAAGAGCCUGCCUUCGUUGAACAAGCCAAUUGACAGGCACCGUCUCUCUGGCUUCCUCUACAACAUCUCCAUGUACCUCCAAGAGAUGGGCGCUGAGCUGGAGGAGGCGCCGGCAGAGCAGGACGAGGAGCAGCUGUGGGAGAAGGUGCUGCAUUACUUCCUGCAGUCUGAAGGGAGUGCUGCACUGAACCAGUGGAACGGCCGGGUGCCACCCCGACCCAGUGUCAGAGUGCAGGACUGGUUUUUGUCCCUGAGGGGCAGCCCUCACUGGGACUGGCUCCUGGGGCUGCUGCAGAGUCUGAUCAGUUUGUCAGAGCGUCAGCCCCACAAGCCCCUCUUGACUUUCUUGUCUCAGAACUGGAGGACAGUGAGCGCUGUGUUCGAAGCUGCCCUUCAGGCUCUGCUCAGCGGGACCUAUGGCCAGGCCAGCGCCGGCCUGCAGGGCUUCAUCUGUGCUCUGAAGGGUCGUAGUGACUGCGCCUUCAGUGUGAGCUGGCUCCAGCAGCUGCUGCGUUUUCUAGAAACACGCAACUGGAAGCCCGUGGUCAGUUUACACCCAGCAGGGGAAGGUGCUGAACACAGUCGGAGCUCAAAUGCCUUUGGACGUUUCAAGCCCUUCAGCAUGCCUCCUGAGGCCACAAGGCAGGAUGGGUUGUCUAGAAAUGCAUCUGUGGAUGACGGGAUGGCCACAGAGGACGAUCCAGACUCCAUGCAGAGUUUCCUGCUGCAGGCGUUGUCACGUUCAGGUGGAGGAGAGCGAGGAGGCCACAUGGCACAGAAAAAUCUCGCUCUGGUGCAGAGCUUGGAUGGGCUGAGGAGGGGCCUUUUGCACAGAGUGGGUAAUUCUGUCUACGGAAACCUGAGGAGGAAAGUGUCACGGGUUACGAUGGCGCUACUUGAUGAUGUCAGCGGGCUGGUUGAUGUGCCACAGCCCAACACCCGGGGCCGGUGCUCAGUUGGUGACCUCAGACAGCUGAUCUUAUGGGGGAUAAGACAUAAUGUGACAUGGAACACUCAGGCUUUGGGCGUUGACUCCCAGGGUCUCCCAAGCUCAUUCCCAUUCCUGUCCUGUCCCUCCACUGAAGCAGAUGAAGUAAGAUCACGACUGGCUGAGUCAUCUCCACAAACAGGCCCCUCUUCACGGAAAAUCAACAAACAAAAACGGCUUCACGACCCUUCACAAACAGGGAGAUUGAGAGAAAGCACCAACUCGCAGAGAGAGAUGGAGUACUCCACCUCUAUAGAAAUUCUGGAGGCAGCAUGUAAUGACUCCAUCCCAGGCUUGACAGGCGUCUCCAACUUCACCGUGUUCCUCUACUGUAAACUGUUCGAAGGGGAGAAUGGGUCAGUUGAUCCUGAGGAGGCCCAGAUGGGGCUCGACCUGCAUGCUACGUGCUCUGAUGCAGCGUGGUACCUUUCUGCAGCUGAGGAGGACUUCCUGUGGGUUCAUGUCUGCAGUGAGUACUUCACCCAUGAGUUCAACAACACGGUGUGUGCCAACUCCUCCUUCUGGCUGCAGAGAGCACAUCAGGCUGCAGUUGCAAAGGACUACCAUUUUUUUAACCAGACGAGCAUAGAUGACCUGUGUGUGCAGCUGACAGGUGAGGCAACAGAAAGUCCGGUCCUCAGUGAGAACUGUCUGGCCCAGCUGGGCAGCAGGUCGCUCAGUGCCCAGGCUUUCAGACACUGCUUCCUGCCCAACAACUCCGUCCUGAUCUCAGGUCUGUGUGGGCGAGAGUCCUCUGACUCGCACCAGUCCAUGUCAGAGGGCAGCUGGGCCGCAUCGUACUGCUCUAAAAUACACAACUUCUCCCAUGUUGACCCCGCUGAGGAGACUUGUCAGUACAGGGUAUGGGCUCUGCAUCACUUCACCAACUCCACCCUCCUGGAGCUGUGUGGGCAGACCCACGGACUGGGAGAGUACAUUUGUCUGAACGCCACAUUCUACAAUCAGCUGUUAAGAUCAAUGCCUCAGUUGGCUGAUUUCUGUGCUGAUCUACAAGCAGAACUGGAUGCCAGGAAGUGCUUCCUGCAGAGGUUUUUUGACAUGCUCCCAGCACGGUAUGAGUUUGACACAUCGCAGCUGUGUGUGGACCCGGCUCCCCUGCUGAUGGAGGCUCUGCACAAGCUGAGUGUGUGCGAGGUCGAGGGAGGGGAGCGUGAAGGAUUUUUAGUGAUGCUGGGAUACGUGUUGCGAGUAAUGGACUUCAUGGUAGGCCUCUCCUCGGGUCUGGAUGAGGGGGAAACAGAGGCGAGGCAAGGUUUGUCUCAGGCCAUCCUCCUCUCCAGCCUCCUUGACAACUCCUCCUGGGCCGCACUGCAGCCAGAAGCCUCCACCAGCGUCCUGCACACUGUGGGAGUCUUCCUCCGCAGAGAGCAGAACGCCUCUCUCAAAGAGGACCUUCUGAGCUGUUUCAGUCCCGUCCUGUGGGACCUCAUCCAGCGGGAUGACAACUCAUCUGCUCUGAGGUUUCUGCUGCAGGAGUACCUCCAGAUGCCGAAAGACAGCAUUCGCACUCUGGUGAUGUCUGCUGAAAAAGAUGCUGUGAAGAGGUUUCUCUCCCAUAUGCAUCAAAGCUGGGACCAGCUACAAGUUGAAACCGACCAGCCGUCUCAAAAAGAGUUGCAGGCCAUGGAAACAAUGACUGCCGCCUUCAUCCAUAAAUUCCCCCGAGUGACGCCAGAACUGUUCGUGGACCUGUCUCAGUUCAUUCCUUUCAUGUCUGUCUCUGAUAUCAUGAGCUUUCCAGCCUCCCUGAUAGUCAACGACAGUGUGCUGACAGCCAUUCGUGACCACAGCUCAGGGAUGAAGUCGCUCCAGAAAAAGGCCUUUGUAAAAAGACUCCUGCAGUCCAGUGUGGUGGGCGACGUCCCUACAUGGCCGCCGUACUUCCUCAGCUCCAUCCUACCACUUCUGCCGUACCUCCCAGUCAGUCAUUUUCAGCAACUGACGUCACAACAGCUCUCUCCUCUGGUAGAGUUGCUAGGCAACGGCAGUGUAGAUGGUGUAAGGGGGCGCCAUGUGCUGCGGACCCUCUUCAGCAAGAAGAAGAAUCUGACGAAUGAUAAUAUACUGAGGUUAGGAAUCCUUGCAUGUUACCUGGAUCCGGUGGAUCUGGGCCCAUUUCUUCAGGACUCUGCUGGGUCCUCAGCCCUCUGGCAGCAGCUGGCUCACUGCAUGUCCAAGGGCUUCAUCAGCACCAGCGGCAGGUUGUCCUCCUGGUUGCUACCAGCUGUUGAGACGCUGAACGUCAGCAGCAUGGCUCCCCCCGAGCUGUCUGCACUCAGCGGCCUGCUGCCUCAGUUAGGAGCUUCCUUCCUGCUGUCGCUCCCCUUAAAGCAGCUCCUGGAAAUCCUUUCAAAACCAGGAUUACACAGAUAUACGCCAGCACAGGCUUUUCAAAUCUUAUCCAACAUUUCAAAGGAUACCAACCUUACUGUGGAAAAACUGUGCAGACUGAAGCCUUUACUUUCUGGUCUGUCCCCUGCUGUGCUCAAAGACCUCCAGUGGCCUGAGAUCAGGGGAGCUGCCCACUGCCAGUGCUGGAGAACGCUGCUAACUGAGCUUAAGCCCGGCCAUAGAGCCCUGCUAUACGAUGCAAUGCAGGAGGCCCUGCGAGGAGAAUUGCAGAACAUCACUCAGCAGGUAAACUGCCUAUUACCUUUUGUCCCUCUGAGGAAGCUGACAGAAACCUUAAACGGAGAAACAAUCCUGAGAGACGUCAGCCUAUACAGAGACGUACGCUGGUCGCCACAGCAGGCUCAGCUUUUGUUUAGAAAGAUCUACGAAUUUAAAAACAUCACCAGAAAGAUGGUGAGGGGCUUGGGUCACAUUGCCGGCGGAAUGAGUUGUGACUUUUUGAGGCUUUGGAGCAACGACACAGAUUUUUCAGAGCUGCUUCAGGUUGUUAGUGAGCUGCCUGGAGGCAUCAGACCUGCUCUGCGAAAAUGUUUCGUAGACGAACUGAGGAAACAACCUGAGCUCGACCUCAGCGCUUUGAGCUCUGAGUUUGCUGCAACUUUACCUGUGACGAUGACAGAGGACCUCUCUAACACAUCCUUCAGAGCCAUUCUGGACCACAUCCAGGCACACUUUGCUGACUUCCUCAGGCUGCCAUAUUACAAGCAGACAAAUUUAGCUGAGAAAGCCGUAACUGAGCUGGGCUCUUCUCAGGCUGAGGGAGAGAUUGAUGGCACCACUCUCGAUGUCCUGGGGCCUUUACUGCCUUUCUUAGACCGGGACAGUUUGGCUCUGGUGGACAGAGGAGCUCUGGCUCUGCGACUGGAGGAGAUGAGAAGUUUCUGCCUUCCUAAAGAAGCUCUGAGAGACAUUAGUACCUUGCUCACCCAGAAAGACCUGCUUGGGGAACCGUCCAAAUGGCAGGUUGGGGAUGUUGAACAUUUGGGCAGGUUGGUGUUUUCGCUCUCAACAAAGCAGAUUAACUCCAUCCCACUGACAGUGCUGAAUAAAGACACAGUGGAGCAGGUCCUGGUAGGUCAAAGUCGCUGGGCGGACAGUGCGGUGGGCGCCGUCUGUGUUACUCAAUGUAUGGACCAUAAUCGUCAGAGACGGCAGACUCAGAGUCUAAUUCGAGGGAUUGUCAAAGCACGCAGCAGGAGGGCGAAAGUGCCGGUUCCGAGCUGUGCAGACAUCAGAGGGACAUUUCCUUCAGCGUGGACAUCCACUCAACUCAGCCGCAUGUCCCAGGAGGAUCUGAAGCAGUGUGUAGAAGUGUUUGCUCAGGACGCUUCAAUGAGCUCUGAGCAGCGCCGAACACUGUGGGGGAAACUCAGGCAGUCCUUCAGUCCGGUGAGAGAGCUGAGAGCAGAUCAGGUGCUGGCUCUGGGCCCAGUGGUGACUGAGAUGGGAGAGAGAGAGCUGCAGGAUGCCAAUCUCACUGAUCCGGGUGUGUUGGUGCAUCUGGGGACCCUGACAGACUGGAGCCCUAAAAAGAUGAGAGCAGUGAUUUUAGGUAUGAUGCGGAAGCGCAAACUGAAAGUGGAGCAGUUAUCGGCUGUAGAUCUGGCAACAUGUGGCCAUCUGAUGUGUGGUCUUUACCCCUCAGAGAUCAAAAGACUGAGCCCCUACAACCUCAGUUUGGCUGUCCUGUUCCUGCGGGAGACGUCCCUGCCGUGCACAGAGCAGCAGAUGGAGGCGUUGACAAGCCGUUUGUCCAGACCUGAGGCCUUUGGUCCAGUCAGUGCUUGGGGACCAGAAGUUUUCACUGAAAUUGGGACAUUGGCAGUGGGCCUGGAGGACUUGGUGCUGUCAGCUCUGGUGCAGGAACAAGUCGAGGGGAUCACCCCUGAAGCUAUUGCCCUGAUGUCACCAAGAAAGAUGGCAGUGGUGUUCAGUGCGGUUCAGAUGUCGUGGCUGAGUGCGGAGCAGGCGUGGGCUGUCACAGAGGAGCAGUGGGCGGAGCUGGAUGCAGAGCAGAAGCACGCUGUGGGACUGGCUCGGUACGAGGGAGACGUCUUGCUGGAGCUGAGAGGGAGGAACUGUGCUCCAGCAGCAGACAGCCUCGCUGCACGCUCCCUGGCCCUGUGCCUCUUGUUAUGGCAACUCAUUUAACAUUCUGCACUGGAUGUGAUUGUCCCUUGACCUCUCUUGGUAUGAACA
Messenger RNA from Centropristis striata (black sea bass), 5895 nucleotides. RefSeq names its product stereocilin. NCBI's taxonomy places the organism in Eukaryota, Metazoa, Chordata, Actinopteri, Perciformes, Serranidae. The record is from RefSeq and is a predicted model, not a curated record. The transcript is spliced from 29 exons. Gene Ontology annotation, cellular component: stereocilium tip; kinocilium; cell surface. Gene Ontology annotation, biological process: cell-matrix adhesion. The coding region runs from base 1 to 5847 and encodes 1948 amino acids.